UUUGAUUGACAAAUGCAAGCAUCCGUGCAGCUUCCCCGCGACGAUGGGAUCGACGGCAAAGGCCCAGACGAAUGUGCGACCCAGCGACGCACCCGGCAAUGGCACACGCAGCUGGGCCUCAUUAGUUUUGUCAUCUUUGGCGCCGAGGCCUCGCGGGGCAUCACGAUGCCGACACUCUUUCCUUACUGCCAGUCGCUCGGUGGCGAUCUCUACCUCAUGGGCCUCCUCACGUCCGUCUUUAGCCUCGGUCGCCUCAUUUCAUCGACGGUCUUUGGCUACCUCUGCGACAAGUACUCGUUCCGCGCCGUGUACAUUGCGUCGUCGGUCAUUGGCCUCAUUGGCAAUAUACUCUACUUGCUACCACACCCCCACACAUUGCUCCUCAGUCGCUUCCUUGUUGGCGUGAGCUCUGGCAACCUCAGUGUGUGCAGAGCCGACGUCGCCGCCAAGACGCACCUCGAGCAUCGGCUCAAGUACCUCACCAUGCUCGCACUCAUGGUGUACCUCGGCUACGCGCUCACGCCAGGAAUCGGCGGGCUCCUCUCCAACGUCGACUGGACCGUCGCGGGCCUCCACAUCGAUGCCUACACGGUCCCGGGCGUCAUCUUGGCGGCGCUCAGUGCGCUCUCGCUGCUGCUCAUCGUGUGCCUCUACGACGACUCCAUUUCUGUCGAGGACGCACCCGAGGCCAAACUCAAGACCAGGACCGUGACCGCCGCGUCGUCGUUCGUGCUCUCGGACACACUUGUUUACACCGGCGUCGUCCUCUUCAUCUUUCUCAAUAUCGUCGCGCGCGGUGUGCUCUCGAUCUACGAGACGAUCAACGUGCCGCUGUUUGCCCAGGUCACGGGCGAGAAGAACACGACGAUGAUCGCCGCUGCGUCGGCGUUUCAGUUCCACCUCGGUCUCCUCGGGCUCGUCGCGUACUUCGCCAUUGAGGUCUGGCACCGCGCCGUCUCGGACGUCGCGUGGCUCGUCGGUGGCUUCCUCGCUUUGGGCAUCGGCAACUUGAUUCUUGCCGUACGCACGACGCCGACGUACGUGGAGCUCUGGUUCGGCGUCUUCUUCCUCUGGAGCGUGGGCAGUCCGAUUACGACUGCAGUGUGUGUCUCGGCCAUGUCCAAGAUCCUCGGGACGCGCCAGCAAGGCAAGUGGAUGGGCCUUCUUGGGUCCGCCGCCUCGCUGUCCCGCAUCGUCAUGCCGAUGCUACCAGCGCUCUUUGCGUCGUCGUUCACACCGCUCUUCUUUAUCAACGUCGGGCUCUGUAUCGUGGCCAUGACCGCACUCUUGGCUUUUGAUCUAAUCGUGAAGCGAGCCAAAGCCAUGGCACCAAGGGCCGCCGCCAUCGUGCCGAUCGCGUCCCAGGCUGCCACGUAG
Messenger RNA from Saprolegnia parasitica CBS 223.65, 1377 nucleotides. RefSeq lists its product as hypothetical. Bases 13 to 1377 code for a protein of 454 amino acids. Gene Ontology annotation, biological process: transmembrane transport. NCBI's taxonomy places the organism in Eukaryota, Oomycota, Saprolegniomycetes, Saprolegniales, Saprolegniaceae. The record is from RefSeq and is a predicted model, not a curated record. Gene Ontology annotation, molecular function: transmembrane transporter activity. The transcript is spliced from 3 exons.